AUGCUUUCCCGCACCGCUGCCCGCCCCGUCGCCCGCGUGCUUGCCCGCCGCGCCUACGCCUUGCUGGCGCUGGCCCGCGCCUUGAUCUCCGAGCCCGUCGCCGCCGUCGACCCGGAGAUGGCCGACAUCCUCGCCCAGGAGCGCCACCGCCAAAAGCACUCGCUCACGUUGAUCCCGCUGGAGAACUUUACUCUGAAGGCCGUCAUGGACUUGUUGGGGUCGGAAAUGCAGAACAAAUACUCCGAGGGUUACCCCGAUGAGCGCUACUACGGGGGUAAUGAAAUCAUCGACAAGGCCGAGAAAUUGUGCCAAAAGAGAGCGUUGCAGGCUUUCGGUUUGGACCCGGAACAGUGGGGGGUCAAUGUCCAGUCGUUGCUGGGUGCCCCCGCCAACUUGUACGCCUAUUCCGCCAUCUUAGAGGUGGGCGACCGCAUCAUGGGGCUUGAUUUGCCUCACGGGGGUCACUUGAGUCACGGCUACCAGACCCCGACCACCAAGAUCUCGUACGUGUCGAAAUACUUCCAAACCAUGCCCUACCGUCUUGACGAAUCUACGGGUUUGAUUGACUACGACACCUUGGAAAAGAACGCGAUUUUGUUCCGUCCUAAGGUGAUUGUCGCCGGCGCCCUGGCCUAUUCGCGGACGAUUGACUACAAGAGAAUCCGGGAAAUCGCCGAUAAGGUCGGUGCCUACGUUUUAUCGGAUAUGGCCCACAUUUCCGGUCUUGUGCUGGCGGGCGUCGCUGCCCUGCCCUUCCCUUACUCGGAUAUCGUCACUACUACCACUCACAAGCUGUUGCGUGGUCCUAGAGGGGCGAUGAUCUUCUUCCGCAAGGGGAUCAGAAAGGUCACUAAGAAGGGCAAAGAAAUCCCCUACGACUUGGAGAGAAAGAUCAACUUCUCGGUGUUCCCUGCCCACCAAGGGGGGCCCCACAACCACACCAUCUCGGCGCUCGCGGUGGCGUUGGGCCAGACUCAAUCGCCCGAAUACAAACAGUACCAAAAGGAAGUCGUCGACAACGCCCAGGCGUUCGCUAAGCAAUUGCAGACUGCUGGCUUUGACCUUGUUUCCGGUGGCACCGACUGCCACUUGAUUUUGAUCGAUUUGAGAUCGAAGGGCAUCGACGGCGCCCGCGUCGAAGCGGUGUUGGAACGCGCCAACAUGGCCGCCAACAAGAACACUGUGCCUGGUGACACCUCGGCGUUGUUCCCUUCGGGUUUGAGAGUGGGUACUCCCGCCAUGACCACGCGUGGUUUCGGCCCUGAAGAAUGGCAAAAGGUCACCGACUACCUCCAGCGCGCCGUCGACAUCUCCAUCGAAUUGAAGCAAAAGGAGGAAGGCAAGUUGGCUAAGGAUAAGUUGGCGUCGUUCAAGAAGUUGGCCGACGCCCUGCCCGAAGUGAAGCAGUUGGGCGAUGAGGUGUCCAAGUGGGCCGCCACCUUCCCCGUCCCCGGUGAGUAA
This is a messenger RNA of Diutina rugosa, 1461 nucleotides long. It is a transcript of the gene SHM1, whose product is annotated as glycine hydroxymethyltransferase. NCBI's taxonomy places the organism in Eukaryota, Fungi, Ascomycota, Pichiomycetes, Serinales, Debaryomycetaceae. The transcript has a single exon. Gene Ontology annotation, molecular function: zinc ion binding; cobalt ion binding; pyridoxal phosphate binding. Gene Ontology annotation, cellular component: cytoplasm. The record is from RefSeq and is a predicted model, not a curated record. Bases 1 to 1461 code for a protein of 486 amino acids. Gene Ontology annotation, biological process: folic acid metabolic process; tetrahydrofolate interconversion; L-serine catabolic process.